This is a messenger RNA of Meyerozyma guilliermondii ATCC 6260, 1617 nucleotides long. RefSeq lists its product as uncharacterized. Gene Ontology annotation, molecular function: carbohydrate:proton symporter activity. Gene Ontology annotation, cellular component: membrane. Gene Ontology annotation, biological process: transmembrane transport; carbohydrate transport. The record is from RefSeq and is a predicted model, not a curated record. The transcript has a single exon. The coding region runs from base 1 to 1617 and encodes 538 amino acids. NCBI's taxonomy places the organism in Eukaryota, Fungi, Ascomycota, Pichiomycetes, Serinales, Debaryomycetaceae.
AUGUCAGAACUGUUUUCAGAAAAAUCUUCGGAAGGCGAUACGAAUCACCAACCUGAAAUUGCCAAAUUGGUGCCUGCUCUCGAUCCAGACCUCGAUAAUCACUCCAUCUCCGAAUUCACUUCGCAUUCUCAACCAUGGUGGAAAGUAAAGCAUCUUUGGUUCCUCAACUUCUGUAUUUUUGUGGUGACUCUCUCGUCAACCAAUAAUGGUUACGACGGAAGUAUGUUGAACGGGUUUCAGUCGUUACAAACUUGGGAAACAAAAAUGGGACAUCCUACCGGACACAUCUUGGGAGCUUUAGCAAAUGGUCAAGUUUUCGGUGGAAUAAUCGGUAUCUUUAUAGCACCAGCUUUGACUGAUAAAAUGGGCCGUUGGUGGGCAAUUGUAAUUGGUCAAAUUGUAUCGGUUGUGGGUGCAAUGUUACAAGGUGCAUCCACAAAUUAUGCCUUCUUUUUGGUUUCAAGAAUCAUAUUGGGAAUAGGAACCCUCAUUGCUGCGGUUGCUUCACCAACAUUAAUAUCUGAAAUCGCUUAUCCAACCCAUCGCCAAGUCGUUACUACCUGGUACAACACCAAUUGGUACUUGGGUGCGGUGAUAGCUGCAUGGGUAACUUAUGGUACAAGAAAUAUCAAAUCUUCCACUUCAUGGAGAUUGCCUAGCUACCUUCAAGCGGCCAUGCCAGCAUUGCAAAUCAGUCUCUUUUUGAUGGUGCCGGAGUCUCCAAGGUUUUUGGUUAGCAAAGGUAAAAUUGCCAAGGCAGAACAGGUUUUGGUGAAAUACCAUACUGGAGGGUCCACUGAUGAACGAGCCAAAAAUCUUGUCAAAUUUGAAUUGGGAGAGAUUGAAAAAGCCAUCAGAAUGGAGAAACUUGCUAACAAGACAAAAUAUACUGAUUUUUUCACAAGGAAAAGUUAUCGUCGUCGUCUCUUUAUUUGCAUGUUUCUUCCCGUCUUGAUGCAACUUUCAGGAAACGGACUCGUUUCGUUCUAUUUGCCCAAGGUUAUGGUCACCAUAGGCAUUACCGAUCCCGAUCGUCAGCUUCAAAUCAAUGGUUGCUUGAUGAUUUAUAAUCUUGUCGUUGCUAUCUUUAUCGCUUCGGUAGCAGGCUACUUUCGUCGGCGUACCAUGUUCUUGUUCGCUACCAUAGGAAUGGUGAUGACUUUUCUGAUUUGGACCAUCUUAUCAGCAAUCAAUGAGCAGCGAGAUUUUAAAGACAAGUCCUUUGCAAAUGGAGUAUUGGCUAUGAUAUUUCUCUUUUAUGUUGCAUUCAAUGCCGGAGCAAAUGGACUCCCUUUCUUGUACUUGACAGAGGUUUUGCCAUAUAGUCAUCGUGCCAAAGGAAUCAAUAUCGUACAAGGAGUGCUGCAAGUCAUUUCAAUCUUUAAUGGCUUUGUCAAUCCGAUUGCAAUGGAUGCCAUAUCUUGGAGAUAUUACAUCGUAUACUGUUGUGUGGAUAUGGUGGAAGUAAUCACUGUGUACUUCAUGUUCCCAGAAACCUCAGGUUAUACUCUUGAAGAGGUUGCAAAAGUUUUUGGAGAUGAUGCCGACCAUGAAAUUGCAAUGUUGGCUAGUCCUCACAAACUUUCUGUCGAGCACGUUGAACAUACUCUAGCCUAG